Messenger RNA from Oncorhynchus tshawytscha (Chinook salmon), 2266 nucleotides. Its product is annotated as thioredoxin domain-containing protein 6-like. Gene Ontology annotation, molecular function: nucleoside diphosphate kinase activity. Bases 382 to 2112 code for a protein of 576 amino acids. The transcript has 15 exons. The record is from RefSeq and is a predicted model, not a curated record. Gene Ontology annotation, biological process: UTP biosynthetic process; GTP biosynthetic process; CTP biosynthetic process. NCBI's taxonomy places the organism in Eukaryota, Metazoa, Chordata, Actinopteri, Salmoniformes, Salmonidae.
ACACUGUACACACGUACUUGUAAGGCAGAGAUGGCUGUUCCAAACGUAUAUUUCUUACUAGCUAGCUACAUUUUAAUUUAUCAAAGCAAGGUGUGGCCAAUGACAUAUUUCUAGCUAGUUAUGAAGUCUUAAGUCAUAGCAAUUGCAUACUUUCAAACGGAAAGAAUGUUUGAAAGAGUGACUCUGUUGUUACGGUAACGUUCACAGUAUUAUUGCUGCCAGCUGUUUAGCCUUCUGCUUACAGUAUCACUGGCAACUUUUGACGGUUUAACUGGCUAGCAAUCUAACGUUCGCCCGUUGCUUUUUCCCCCACAAGUUGAGAUAACAAAAACAGCCAUGUGAAUGAAUCAAUAAUUAUUUUAAUAUAUUUACAUUUAGAAAAUGUCAAGGAAAAAGGACGUCCAAAUUCAAAUUGAAAUAUCUUCUGAAGAACAAUGGGAGGAAGCAUUGUCAGGCCCAGGACUUCUUGUAAUAGAAGUAUACCAGAGAUGGUGUGGGCCAUGCAAGGCUGUGCAGAACAUCUUCAGAAAAUUGAGGAGUGAAUAUGGAGAUGACCUGUUGCGCUUAGCUGUGGGGGAGGCCAGCAGUUUACUUGAGUUAAGUUCACUUAAAGGGAAAUGUCAACCAGUCUUCCUUUUCUACUCUGGUGGUACAUUGGUGUCAAUAGUAAGAGGAGUCAAUGGACCUCUUCUACAAAAAACUAUGUUGGAACUGGUGGAUCAAGAGAAGAAGAAGCAAGAACUGGGCUCAAAAUAUGUACCUGAAGUCCACGAGCUUUUCUUAGAGGACAAUCAUCAAGCAAGAAAAAAGCCUCCGACGACCCAAAAUGCCGACAUAGAAAUUGGCGAUCAUGGAACAUACCAUGUGGUCAUCAUAAAGCCAGAUGCUGUAGUAGGAGGUCAAGUGGAAGGAAUCAUACAAAAAGCUUUAGAUGCUGGUUUUUCAAUUGUUGCGGAGGAGGAGAGGGUGUUGGAUGAAGAGCAAAUUCAUGCUUUUUAUAAGGAGAAAGCCAAAGAGCCAGCGUUUGUGAAGGCCAUGUCUAGUGGGCCUGUCCACGCCUUGAUUCUGUCUAAGGGAGAUGAGGUGGGUGAAGGAGAGUCUCAUUCAUUGACAGCCAUCAUAGAUCCUGAACACGCUGAGCUCAUCCAACCAAAGAAAAGGUCAAAGGUUGUACAGGACGUGGAUCUGGGCAUGUCAGAAAGCAGCACUGAGGUGGCUAGCAGGCAACUGGCAUACUUCUUUCCCACCUUUGAUUUUUCUUUAGAGAUGCAUGCUGGAUCCAAUGCAAGGAUUGAAAAGACUCUUGCUCUUAUUCGUCCAAGUCUUCUCAGGGAGAAAAAAGAUGAGAUCUUGAAGACUAUCCAUGACUCUGGCUUCCAGAUAGCGAUGCAGAGGGAGGUAACCCUCACAGAGGACCAGGCCAAAGAGUUCUACAAUGAGCAUGAGGGCACUGACUUUUUCCCAUGUCUAAUUAACCAUAUGACCAGUGGCCCCGUGUUGGCUUUGGCUUUAACUCGAGAUGAUGCAAUCCAACACUGGAGAGGUUUACUGGGUCCAAAAGUCUUGGAUGAGGCCAAAGAAAGAUUCCCUGAAAGUCUGCGAGCCCAGUUUGCAAUCGACAAUGUGACCAUCAACCAGAUUCAUGGCAGCUCUACUCCCGAGGAGGCUCAGAGAGAUCUCAACCGCUUUUUCCCCACAGAGCACACACUGGCCGUGAUCAAACCUGACUCUACACAAGAACACAAAGAUACCAUUAUGAAUCAAAUUAAAGAGGCUGGGUUUAGUAUUUCACAAGUGAAAGAAACCAAACUGACACGAGAGAUGGCAGAGGAGUUCUACAAAGAUCACAAAGGGAAGGACUUCUUUAAUAACCUGGUUGACUACAUGUCACAAGGUCCAUCUAUCAUGAUGAUCCUGAGCAAAGAAAACGCUAUCGCAGAAUGGAGAGAGAUGAUGGGGCCUGCCGAUCCUGAACAGGCCAUGCAAGUCAAACCCGACUCUCUACGUGCACAGUUUGCCAAAAGCAUCUUGGAGAACGCCGUGCACGGCUCGUCCAAUGUCCAGCACGCCAUGGACAAUAUCAAGUUCAUUUUUGGGGAUAUACCGUCAUAAACACUGGAAAACCGAGAACCCCACACAUAGGUUUAAUAAUGCCUACAUGUGAGUAGACUUGAAGAUUGUAUUGAAUGGGGAGUUGGAGGGAACCUACUGUAUAGGUACACUAUUGUUUUAGAUGUUUCCAAUAAUAAAAUACAAAUUGAAUUUA